Desarmillaria tabescens is the source of this 1560-nucleotide messenger RNA. Its product is annotated as C2H2 type zinc-finger-domain-containing protein. Gene Ontology annotation, biological process: ribosomal large subunit biogenesis. Gene Ontology annotation, cellular component: preribosome, large subunit precursor. NCBI's taxonomy places the organism in Eukaryota, Fungi, Basidiomycota, Agaricomycetes, Agaricales, Physalacriaceae. The record is from RefSeq and is a predicted model, not a curated record. The transcript has 5 exons. The annotation marks the transcript as partial. Gene Ontology annotation, molecular function: nucleic acid binding; zinc ion binding.
CCAACGACCGACUCCCUUGUUAACAAUGGAUUCCUCUCAGCAAUCUCUCUUUACCUGCAUAUCAUGUUCCAUUGCAUUCCUCUCUGCAGAGGAACAGAGGAUGCAUUACAGGUCGGAUCACCACAGAUACAACAUGAAGCGCCGUGUUGCCUCCUUGCCUCCUGUCAGUGCUGCAGUCUUCAAUGAAAAAGUGCUGGAGCGAAGGGUUGAGACUGCUGUGAUGUCGUCUCCGAAUGGGUCCAGUUGCGAUGUUUGCAACAAAACGUAUUCCACUGAGAAUGCUUAUCGAUCCCACUUGAAUUCUAAACGACACAAGGACAAUGAGCUACGAAAUGUUACCAAAGGAUCCCCAAGGCAGGACGCUCCUACAAAGCAAGACAUCCCGAAACCUGUACCAGUAUCCUCAGCUCCAAAAUCACUGACUAUUGAUGAGGCUGCCUCGGAUGAUGAAAUUAAUCAAACCAUCGAUGAAAAAAUUGCCGCCGCUCGUUCACGGAUAUCGCGAACUCAGUGUCUAUUCUGCCCAGAGGAGACAGAUUCGCUGGAGAAUAAUCUCACCCACAUGUCCUCCGCACACUCGUUCUUUAUCCCAGAUGCAGAGUAUCUGGUUGAUCUGCCAGGUUUAAUCGACUAUCUCGGGGAGAAGAUAGCCAUUGGAAACGUUUGUAUCCACUGUAAUGGCAAAGGUCGGGAGUUCCGUACUCUUGACGCGGUCCGAAAACACAUGCAGGAUAAAGCUCAUUGCAAAAUUGCAUACGACAUCGAAGCGGAUCGGCUCGAGCUCUCCGAUUACUAUGACUUCACUAGCUCCUAUGAUGAUGCAGCAGGCAAGGAGGAUGAUGGCGAAUGGGAAGAUGUUGAGGGUGAUGACACUCAAGAUGCAGAUGAAGUUGUCGAAGACACAGAGUCAGAAAGCGGGAGCGCAGAUGAUCUGACCGACAAUCAGCUCGCCUACGGAGACUCUCACUACGAACUCGUUCUGCCCUCAGGCGCACGUAUAGGGCAUCGUAGUAUGCGUCGUUACUACGCCCAAUCCUUUGCGACUCUUUCGAGGCGUAAGGACGAGGAUCCGAAUUCCGGCAAGGCUCUCGUGCGACAAUUACUCGCGGACAAGCAUUCUGCGCUGGUUCCACGAAAGGGUGGGUUCGGAGCAUACGGCAGCGGUACAGACGUGGUGAAAGCGAGAAAUCGUGGCGAGGCCCGUGAAGCUGGGAGACAUGUUCGAGAAUUUAGAGACCAGAAGCGGCGCGAGGAUUUCAAGACCAAAGUCGGGUUCAUCGGCAACCACCAGAAACACUAUAGAGACCCAUUGCUUCAAGUGAUGAUCAGUGAUUGCCGACAUUGUUGUCGAUAUCUUUUGCAUCUCAGUAGACACAUUGCUAAUAUGCUCGUACAACCAUCAUGUAUCAAUAUUUCCAGGCGAUCUUCUGCAAGACGAGGCACAGAUGGUAAUAGAGUGUAACUGAGUUUACCGUCGUUCUUCCUAGUACCAAUGAGCGUAUGUUGAGAUUUUGGGAGGUGAAGGCCUGACGUUCGAAUUCUGAUUGCUUUGAUUGACAC